CAAAUUAUUUGUAGAAUGCAAAUUGAUGGCAAGAACCCUACACGGAUAUAACAUUACACUAAAACAUAAUCAUUUCAAACCUUGCUUAAAAUUUUCAUUUGAUCACAUGUACAUUAUAUCUCCAUUAUGCGUGGGAAUACUUUGGAACAGAUUUCCAAAAUUAAAAUCACUUGGAGCUGAUUUGAUAAGGACAGAUAAGGGCACGCAUGACUACUGAAGCCUAUGUCCUCUCAGCAUCACUUUGCGAUAGGCUUCUUUCCGCGUAGGGACGCAAAAGCGACCGCUCCAUCAUGAAUGCGCACGUCUGGUGGUCAAAGAGAUGCGUGCGCGCCUACUGAGUCGGUCAAAAAAAGCAGCAGAUUUCAAAUGAGGCUGGACACAAGACGACCGUAGCCAUCCAUAGCACGUCGUCUUCACCGACCCGAACAACAACUUGGAUUAAGAAAGUACACCUUUUUUUCUCGUUAUAUAAAUUACGCAGUGAAGAGAAGAAAGGUUUGGGUAAAGUUCGGAUACACUCUUGGCUAGUUAUAUUUCUGAUGUGUUUUGCCUGUGCAAUAAUUACAUUUUGAGAGGAGAGAAACAGUCAUUCAUUUGGACAACCGUGAGAGUUCAGUUAAAGCUUAUUUUACACCUGUGACCUGAUACGGGAUCGACUUUGGUUGAGGAGAUUAUAUGACAAAUGGAUGGAAAUGCAAACAUAAACUUAAAUGCAAAAGUAUUCGUAUGGUUAAAUUAAAAUCAAACGAAUGAUGACAAUUCUAACCAAUUGAACCAGUUGAUGGUUUCAACCGUGGGAUUGUUUCCAACCCUCAUUCAUCAUGCAAAUGUGUUAAAUGCAAAGACAACGCAAGAGAUAAAGAAUUGUGCGUAGGCUACUGGGCUGCUAAUAAAGUGUUGUCGUGAUGGUGCGCCUGCUAAACUACCUCAUGCUGGGGUACCUGACCUGGAAUCUACGGAUAUCAGACGCACAAGGAGAGUACUGCCAUGGGUGGCUGGACAGUAAUGGAAAUUACCACGAGGGCUUUCAGUGUCCGGAGGACUUUGACACCAUGGACGCAACCGUGUGCUGCGGGUCUUGUUCCCUGCGGUACUGUUGCGCGGCCGUGGACGCACGGCUGGACCAGGGAAGCUGUACCAACGACAGAGAACAGGAGAACACGGAGUUUGCAGCGCAGCCCAUCUACGUGCCCUUCCUGAUGGUGGGCUCCAUCUUCGUGGCCUUCGUGGUGGUGGGCUCCUUGGUUGCUGUCUACUGCUGCACCUGCCUGCGGCCCAAGCAGCCAACACAGCAGCCUAUCCGUUUCCCUCUGCGCAGCUGCCAGACCGAGACCAUCCCCAUGAUCCUGACCACUGCGCCACCCAGCCUGCGCACCCCGCGCCAGUCCAGCACGGCCACCACCAGCUCCAGCUCGGCUGGCGGGGGCAGCUCGGUGCGCCGCUUCUCCCUCGGAGGUCAGGGUCAGCAGCAGCACGGGUGCUUGGUGUCAGCAUCUGCAUCCUUCUCCCCCUCCACGCCCCAGCCGCUGCUGCCACCACCCCCGCCGCCCCCCUACACCUCCCCCACGGCCUGCAUGCCAGGUGGCUGCCAGCAACCCCAUCCCCACGCCCACCCCCACACCCAGCUGCACCAGCCCAUGCACCAACACCCGGCCCAGGGCACGGGCUUCUUGCUGCCCCAGCAAUACUUCUUCCCCCUGCAGCCGGAGCCCUUCUCCGGGGCCAAGGGCUUUGCAGACUUUGGACAGAGCUGACGGGGCUCCACGGGCAAUGAGGAGGGGGAUUACAGGAGCACUGUGUGAUGUGAGCAGGGUUGUGUUCACUCGGCACCAAAUGGAAGAAAAUGGACCGAAACUAGGAAGGGACUACCUGAACCUGUCCAGAAUGAGUUAGUUUAACGCUGUGAGACGUUUUAAAUCAGUGAACGUUACUGAACAUGAGCCUGGUGUGUUGUGUUGACAGACAGUCAGCAGCUAAGGGGAGGACUGCACUGACGUGCAGUACAGUUGGUCUGUUGAAUGGAGACUGGGUGACAGGACAGUUAGGAGGUGCUCAAGAUGAACCACAAGAAAUCUCCCUAGUCGAGCAGAAUACAUGGGCCUUGUCUAAGUCAGUGGUUCCCAAACAGUGCGGGUCGGUGGGGGGGGAAGACUCAGUGCGGCUUUCAACUUGCUCUUGAAAGUUGUAAUAGUAGAAUGCACAAGGUGCAAUUUCAAAAUUGGGUAGUGCAUCAUCAGUUCCUCUUGUCAUGUCAGUCAUUGCAUUACUUAGAGAGCUAUUUAUCAGAAAUGUCCACAUGAACUAGUCAAUGUCAGCUAAUAUUUUCUUUUUGCCCAUAGAUGUUGUAAUUUUUUUGUCACUCAAAUAUCACAUGAAUACACAUUAGACAUGGGAAAAUGUGUAGAAUUGCAGGAUAUAAGCUUUAAAACUGCAACAAUACAAAAUUUACCAACAAGAGGGGUGUGAAGAGUUUGUCAUGAACAGUGCUUGUGUCCAUUGAAAUAGACGUGGUGCACUCAUGCGCGGGUGGUGACAGAUGUUCUCCAAUGCUGUAAGGGGAACCUGAGUGAAAACGUUUUGGGAACCCUAGUCUAAGUUACAGGAAUGGAAUCUGCUCAGACCAGACAGGACCUGUUUAUUGGUCUUUAUUGUUUUCAAUGUCAUGCACUUUUUUUUAUAUAUACAUUUGUAUUGUAAUCAAGAGUAUCUGUCUUCUUUUAUACACACUUUGGUUAAACAGUGAUUUUCAAUUGUCACAAUAACUUUUGUGGCAUCAACAUCUUUUAGAAGUGUUCUGCAAUUUUCUUGGGCAAGCUGUUGGACAUUUAAUGCAAUGGAAAUCAAAUUAUAAUUUUGACAAUCACAGGCCCCUCUAAAAAGAGGGAAAGGACUGACACCAAGUUGUGCAGUAAGGUGGACAAAGCCAAAGGAUGUACUGUGUACAGUGUUCACUGGUUUGAUGCUCUAGACCAGAUGUGUCUCAACUUCUUAUGUAGGGCUAUGACACACAAAUCAAUAAACUAUCAUAUUAGCCAACACCAAAUAA
This is a messenger RNA of Oncorhynchus keta (chum salmon), 3046 nucleotides long. Its product is annotated as protein shisa-3 homolog. NCBI's taxonomy places the organism in Eukaryota, Metazoa, Chordata, Actinopteri, Salmoniformes, Salmonidae. The record is from RefSeq and is a predicted model, not a curated record.